AGCGUUGUUGCCAUAACAGCGGCGUGAAGCCCCGCUGCCUCACAGCGCCUCUCAGCUCAAAUCGCUGCAAAGCACUGCAUCGAGUGGCUUAUUGCUUCAUUUCGGACUUGCCUUGUAUAGUCAACAACACCGUCUCCUGCUGAAACAACCCACUGCUGUCACACGCAAGCGUGAAAUCUGACGUGAUGCUGUUGCCACCGUCCCAUUCAGCCGUUAGUUGGGAUCCUCCCUUCAGAGUCGUGCGUACAGCGCUGCUGGUAACGACAUUGUGCAGAGCAGUGUUUAAGCAGAAAACGAGCGAUUAACAGAAAGAAAUCAAUAGAGAAAUUGAUCCGGAUUGAUUUUCCUGCGGCAAUGUAAAGAUGGCGAGAGUGCUCCACAACUUGCUGUUAUUUCUAAUGAGACUUGCGCUGAAAAUCAGAGUUUUGGGGUAUUGGUCGCUGAUAUACGGUUAUUGUGCUCUUUGCACCAUCGUAGCCCUCCUGAAACUUUGGUGGAACAUCAUCCUGAGGCCGACAACAACCUUCCAAUGGGUGACUCGUGAAACUCCCCCGGCUUGUCUGAAUGACACGUCCUUGGGAACCCACUGUUAUGUUAGGAUCAAGGAGUCUGGCCUGAGGUUUCACUAUGUUGCUGCUGGAGAGAGAGGAAAGCCACUCAUGCUGUUCUUACACGGCUUCCCUGAGUUCUGGUUCUCCUGGCGCUACCAGCUGCGCGAGUUUAAGAGUGAAUUCCGUGUGGUGGCCGUCGACAUGCGGGGCUACGGGGAGUCAGACUUGCCGCUCUCCACUGAAAGUUAUCGUUUCGAGUUCCUGGUUACCGACGUCAAGGACAUUGUGGAGUACUUAGGAUACAACAGAUGUUGCCUCGUUGGCCACGACUGGGGUGGAACCAUAGCGUGGCUGUUUGCCAUUAACUACCCAGAGAUGGUGACGAAACUCAUCGUUCUAAACAGCCCCCAUCCUUCUGUGUUCACAGAUUACGCCCUGCGUCACCCGAGCCAGCUGCUGAAGUCCAGCCAUUUCUUCUUCUUCCAGCUGCCCCGCUUCCCGGAGCUCAUGCUCUCCAUCAAUGAUUUCAAGGCUCUGAAGGCCUUGUUCACCAGCCGCAGCACAGGGAUCGGGAGGAAAGGCCGAUGGCUCACUGCAGAGGACUUGGAGGCCUAUAUGUAUGCACUCUCCCAGCCGGGAGCUCUCACUGGAGCCCUCAACUAUUACAGGAAUGUCUUCAGCUCUCUCCCGCUGAGCCAGAACCAUGUCAUGUCUCCGGUGCUGCUGCUGUGGGGUGAGCGUGAUGCCUUCAUGGAGCAGGAAAUGGCCGAGGCAUGCCGCCUCUACAUCCGGAAUCAUUUCCGUCUCAACAUCAUUUCUGGGGCCAGUCACUGGCUGCAGCAGGACCAGCCUGAUAUUGUGAACACCCUCAUAUGGACCUUCCUCAAGGAGGGAGAGGGACGCAAAAGCUACAGGAACUAAAUCCACAGCGAGGCCUCCUCCGGCCCGUCCCCCUCUCGCUUGCCACACCUGGAAGCCUGGAAUAUGUCUGUGAUACCAAGCGACAUAGUGAUAAUUCUUUAAAUCUUUCACAUUUCAAAUAUUUUUUAAAGACAUCAGCAGUAAAGCAAAAGCACACUUCAGCGGAGAGGACACUGAGCAGUACGUGUGACACAUAUAUUAAAGAUGUUUUUUGCACAUGACAUCCGCCUUAAAGUUUGUCAGUUACAGCAUUACAAAUGUGCAGCAGAAUCUCCUUGUGACUUGUAUUGUGUGGUGCCUUUUAACUUAGGAGUUGUAGAGAUGUCCUGAGAGACUGGGAUGUGUACUUGUAUGUUUCACCGGGUUGCUCCACUCUUCUUUGGUCACAGUCCUUCGGAACCAUAACUCCCCCACUCCCUUUAUCAGGUAGUGUUGUUGAAAGGAAUUUUCUUUUUUUGUAUUUUUCCUCAGAGAUACUCAAAUGUAGAGAAUGUUGUUAUCUUGAUCUUCCUGUAUAGAAAUGUCAGUGAUGGUUGACUAUUGUACUAUUUUGUAUCUAUUCCUACACACUGCAUUUUGAAGUUCACUGAGCCAAGUCUACACCAUUUGAAUUUAUAAAUAAACUAAGUGUCAAUCUGUUGGACUGCA
Messenger RNA from Cottoperca gobio, 2120 nucleotides. It is a transcript of the gene ephx4, whose product is annotated as epoxide hydrolase 4. The record is from RefSeq and is a predicted model, not a curated record. Gene Ontology annotation, molecular function: catalytic activity. NCBI's taxonomy places the organism in Eukaryota, Metazoa, Chordata, Actinopteri, Perciformes, Bovichtidae. The transcript has 7 exons. The coding region runs from base 363 to 1472 and encodes 369 amino acids.